UUUUUAUUGUUUCAGGUGGAAGAAAUACGAGAGAUGAUAGACAAGAUUCAGGCAAACGUCGAAGAGGUAAAGAAGAAGCACAGUGCCAUCCUAUCCGCACCGCAGUCAGAUGAAAAAACAAAGCACGAAUUAGAAGAUCUCAUGGCUGACGUCAAGAAAACUGCCAAUAAAGUCAGAGGAAAAUUAAAACACAUAGAGCAGAACAUCGAACAAGAGGAGCACUCUAACAAAUCUUCAGCGGAUCUCAGGAUAAGAAAGACGCAGCAUUCCACGCUGUCGCGCAAGUUCGUCGAAGUGAUGACCGAGUACAACCGGACGCAGACCGACUACCGGGACCGCUGCAAGAGCAGGAUACAGCGGCAGCUGGAGAUCACCGGCCGCGCCACCACCGACGACGAGCUUGAAGAGAUGCUGGAACAGGGCAACUCCGCCGUUUUCACCCAGGGGAUAAUAAUGGAGACGCAGCAGGCCAAGCAGACGCUGGCGGACAUCGAGGCGCGGCACGCCGACAUCAUCAAGCUCGAGACCUCCAUCCGCGAGUUGCACGACAUGUUCAUGGACAUGGCGAUGCUCGUCGAAAGCCAGGGCGAAAUGAUCGACCGCAUUGAGUAUCAUGUAGAACACGCUGUGGACUAUGUCCAAACUGCCACACAAGAUACAAAGAAGGCCCUUAAAUAUCAGAGCAAAGCUCGACGGAAGAAGAUAAUGAUCAUGGUGUGCCUACUCGUGUUGGGCCUGAUCGCGACGGGCUACGUGUAUAACACGUUCUUCUAAUUACCGGGGGCAGGUUUGAACUGACGAGUACCAUUCUGGGCUUCAUAGAACGGCAUAUUAGUUUACAAUGUCGAUUGCGUAGAUGGCAGUUGUUUUACAAUCAUAAUCAUAAAUCUAGAGCCAUUUCAGAACAUGAGUAAGCGCAUUGAAUUCGAUCCAAAAGUAUUGUUCGGUAAUUGAAAUUCGAUUGGUUAUAGAAAUUUGCAUGGGUCCAAUACACUUGAAUGUACGUGUAUAAAGACCAAAGCUAGUAGGGCCUUGUAAGAUGCUGAUUUAAACAUUGUAAUCUUAAAGUGGUAGCAGAAGUCUUAUAAAUGCCAGGCUCAACAAUAUUCUCAUUAUAUCCCCACUCACACUUACGUAUUUAUUGUUAUACUAUUUAUAAGACAUCUUUUUAUCCCUAUGCAUGAUUUUGUAGUUAAUAUUAUUUGUGUAUUGAAGUAUAUAUUUUUUUAUUCAUAAAACACCCUGGUUUCCAUUGUGACUGUUGCUAUAGUUAUAAUGAUACGCCUCAACUCAAUUACCUGCAAUAUAAGGCACAAUAAAUUAUUUAAUUGAGAUUGGAGGCAGUCAGUAUAAAACUAUAAUCCUACUAUAAAAUUGAAUUCACAGAUUUUCUUGAUUGAUUGACUGAAUUGAUUCACAGGCACCAAGAGAAUAAUCGAUAGCAUAUUUAUUUUGUACCUUUUGCUGCUGUUCCCUGAAAAUUUAAGAUAAGUAUGGGGCCAGCUGAUGUGAGGGCCAUAAAGGAAUCAAUUACAAAUUAAUUAAUUAAUUAGAUUAGACUACAAUUAUUUAUUAAAACGAUUUUGUUAUCAUCAGUAUUUAUAUUAUGUAUUGUAGUCAUUAUUUAUCCCAUAAAUAAACAAGUGCCUUCGUCGAUUACUUGCAUCAGUAUUCGGAAAACCGGGGUAUCAGGCAGAAUUAUUAUUAAAUAUUUACGCGAGACCUCUAUUUUCCUUUUGUAUUUUGUAGUAUUUAUAAAGAUGUCUAGCGUAUUUACUUAGUUCUUUUUCUUGGGUUGUCUAAUUUAUGAAAAAAAAAAAACAAUUUAAACGUAACAAUACGGAAUAAUUGUAAUUUUUUUGUUAAAAUUAAAGUAGGUACUUAUGAACACAGAACAUCUAAGGUCAAGAAGAGAUGAUGUUGAAUUGUUCAUACAAUUAUUAAUGCUGAAUGAAUCCUUUCAAUUUUUAUUAAAAUUACAUUCAUGUUUAGCACGCAUUUAAUAAAGCAGCAUGCAGAUGUCAAAUCUUCGAUCAAAAAUAUAAACUUAGGAUGACACAAUGUUCAAGUUGAUUUAAGGUCACUAUAAUUACAUAAUUAUUUUCAUAUAGGUUUUUCUUAUUGGUCGAAGAUGAUAAACCAAGGUCCGUAUUUUGAGAUAAAGCUCAAAAUUCGAUUCAAUCUCAAGCUUGCUUAAACCUAUUCAAGCCUGUUAUUGGUUUCAGUAUCAAGCCCAAUAACAAGGUUUUGAAUUUAUGUAUUUUUGAGUGUAGAUUCGAAAUUGGGUUCUGUCUCAUAGUACGGGCCUAAAUUAUUAUAAUUGCUUCCUACACACAUGGCAAGUAUAAAUCAGACAACCCUUUUAUACCCCCACAUUAUUUUCUCUUUUAGCACCCUUAUUUAAUUUUUCUUAUUAAGUAUAUAUUUUUACUACAGACUUACUAAUGUAGACAUAUUUCACUAGGAAGUUUUUACGUAAUAUUGUAAUUAGGUACAUACAGACAACAUUAUACAGCAAAGUAUACAUAAUUUAACAGAUAUUUGGACCCUAUACAGUUGCUAGAUCUCGUGAUAGAACUGACGAGUAUACAAUAUUAGACUUAUUUAAUUUUACACUAAGAGACGUAUUCCAUAGCCUUAUUGAUAGAUUUAUUAAUUACUCGAAUGUCAGUAAGUAGAUUUUAUUAUAUGUUUGAAAGUUUAUUUUGCUAGUUUUAUAGUGAACAUUGAAUUUGGUUUCCAGGACAGUGAAACAAAGAAAUAUCGUCGCAUUCAUAACGGUGCCUGCAUUCUGCCUGGCUCGGAGCCCCCGCCCGCGGUCCCGCGCGGCGCCACCCAUCAGGGCCCGUUCUGCCACCUUACAGUUGUUAAAUCAUGAGCAUUCGCUUAUACUGUUCAUUUAAUCAAAUUAUUCUAAGACGCAAUAAUCCAUGAUGUAAUUAGUAAGUACAAUAUGUAGACAUUAAUAACAAUACUUAGACCGUUUUCGUGAAUUUAUUCUUAUAACUGAAAGAUCUACAGAUAAUAAUCUAUUCGUUUAACGGAUAAAUCCGCCGACGGAAUUAGUAAUCGUAUUAUUAGUGUAAACAUAGCUAAGCGUGGAAGCUUAUAAUCAGCCUAAAGACACGACACUUAAUCAUAUUUAUGCAACAACUACAAUGUCAUUUACUAUAUUUAAAUAAUAUACGCAAAACAUUAUAGUAGCAUUUUCAAAACCUACGAUCUUUAAUUAAAACGGGUAAUAUUAAAGGGCAGAAAGACAGUACAAGUUAUCAGUAUUCGAAUCGGUACAGCGGUACACACGGAAGAAAGGUUCUACCUCACCCUAUACGAGUAAUUCGCAGCGUAACUGCAAGUGAGAUUACUUGCGCCAAAAUAGGUAUGAUGUUCAGCCGGAUGUUUGAUUUUGGAAGAGUGGUGUAGCCGUAAGGUUGCAACCUGCGCGCGAGGCGCCGGCCCCGGCUGUCGCGGCCCUCCCUGGCACGCAGACUGGCCCCACCGGGCCCCACGGCUGGCCCCCGCGCAGCCGGGGCCGGCGGCUUCGCCCGCUCACAGCAUAUCGCGCCGGCGUGCCGACGCCGUAGCAAUAAUGUUCGAUUACAAUUGUAAAAUUGUUUUAACUUUCGAAUGUGUGAUAGUAGAUGCAGUUGUUGUUUAGUUAACUUUAUAAUAUAAUGAAUUGUUAUUGUGAGUGUAACUUUUAAUAAACAGUAAGAGUACUUUAAAAACUUUUCAAUAUAGUAAUACAGUCAUACAAAUUUGGGGCUUUUCGAUCAGAUUUAUAGUUGGAUGAAUUAUUGAAAUUUAAUUUCGUACCUUUUAAGACGCUCUUCGUUGUACAGUAAGAUACAUAAUGUAGCCGUUUUAGCUAGGAUAAAUUUUUUAAUAAAUUUGGAGGUACCAGUCUUCAGCAAUAUAAUAAUAGUUAUCGAACAGUAUUUUACGUUUGUAAUAUUACUUACAUUUUCGUAGAGAAAAAUCACUCGAAAAUUUAAGCACCAACAUUAUAUUAGCAUUUUCCUAUAAGAAAAUAAUUAUAUUUAAUGAUAAUUAAAAGAUAUUUGCGAAGGUUUAAAGUAGUCAUCAUAAUGGCAUAUUGUUGAAAUGUGGAUAUUAAGGAUUUGAGAGGAGCGAUGCGAAAAACGGCACUAAAGCCCUGCCCUCGCCCCGCGUCCCGCAUAUAAGAAUAUGAAGCAAUGUUAAUUUUAACAUUUAUAGCAUAAUUAGAUUUUUAUCCUUAAAUGUAGGAUUUCAUCUAGUUGCCUUCGUAACGGUAGAGAAGUUAGGUGAUACCUUUUCUCUCGGUAGCUUCAUUAUAAAGUGAGGUCAGUCGCAAUUCCACUCGCCAGUCAAUUGUUGCUUGUCUUCCGAGCAGGCGCUAGUCCCCUCGCUGCCGGCCGGCGUCGCCGCGGGCGGCUGUCGGGAUGGACUGUCGCCUGGACAGCAUUAGCACUCCGGCACUCUUAGCGCAAGGCUGCCUUUCAAUAAAUUAAUUGCUGCAUCAAACAGCUUCAAAUUGGCGUCAAGGCAGAUAGCGCCACCGACUCCCGGAGAAGUCCAGUACCUGCAAUAAACGCAAUUUGCGUAUUAGAGUACGAAUUACAACGGCUAUAACGGCUGUACAGACCAAACUCCCACCUAAUGUUGUCAAUUACGUACAUGAUUCACCAUGUGCCGUUGAAUGAAUUUCGCUGUUGUAUUUCUUAGUUAAGACAGCCUCUAAGAACUGACUGAAUGCAAAGAUGUGUUCUAGAAUUAAUUACGUUUAAUGUUUUAAUAUGGACUUGCGCUAAGAUGCUUUGGAGAUCAAUCCCUAGUCGGCAUCCAGCGGCGACGCCUUGCCUAGUGCAGCCUGCAUUCGGCGCGCACUCCCGCGCUCAUCUCGACGUCAUGUCUUCGCGCUGACACUAGCUAGUUGCAUCUAACCUCAUCGUAUUUCUAGUAUAAGAUUAACUGGUCUCGUUGCGAGACCGCGUACCUGACACCAAUGUAUCGUAAUGGUAGGAGGAGCCGCAGUGUCGCACUGCGAGCGAGCCCACGGGCUCGGCUUCUCCGAGAACAUUCGCACAACGCGCGGAGCAAGCUUCCGCAGUCGGCAGGGGAGUUGCGAUCGCUUACAACGACCGACUCCCCGCUCGAGUUUAUUUGUAAAAUAAAGUGUUAGAGUAGGCAUAACAAACUUCUAGUCAGCUUUCAAUGAUCUCUUAUUCUGAUAAUCGUAAUAAUAUCGCAGUUAUAAUCCUUCUGUUACUAGUGUACAUAAGUGAGGUCCCGUGUUCAAGCGUCCGCGGCACACGUGUGCGGAUCGAGACGCGCGUUCUAACAAAUCUCAAUGUUAUCGUGAAACAUAAAUAGAUAUUUUCAUAAUCAAUAGUAUUGCAUAAUGUUGAUUGGAUUGCUAAUUUUGUAUAAGUACACAAUUAGUAUAGUUUAUAUACUUAUGUGUCAAUUCUUAUAGCGUUUUAUUACAUUACCAGAUGAUAGCUAGUAAGUGUUAAACGUAAUCCAAAUACAUAACUAACAGUGCUGUUUAUUAAGCUUAUUCGACAGUUUUUGUUCACAUGAUAAUGAAUGAAGAUAUACCCUUGUAAACUCUAUCAAUUAUGAAACACUAUUUAGACUUUAUAAUCAAAUUCAAUUCGGUAGAUCCGUAACUGUUUAUACAUAAUAAAACUGUUUAAUUAUCUUCUGGAAAUUAUGCUUGUGAAUUUAAGAAACAACGAACAUUCAAAUGUAUUUGUAAGAUAAUAAAAUCAUGCGUUUUGGACAUUCCAUAAAUUCCAAUUUAUUAAAAUGAGAAAGGAAUUUAUAUUUUGUGUGGCUGUUCUAUCUAUACGUUUGUUUAUCUCGCAAAUAUAUUCCCCGCAAGCGUAUCCUAUAACAUAGCAUUCUGCUUGCUGCAGAAUACCCUAAUAAUACGUGUAGGGUGUCCCCUACUUUAUUUGUUGUGAUACCGGCAAACGUCAUCUUGCAAUAUCAUUAAACAAUUAUAUUAUAAUAUCCUACUGUUGUAAGUGUUAUUGAUUCUUUACAAAUUAAUAUAAUAUAGAAUUUACUGUAGCAGUUUAACGAUAAAUGGGGUAACCAAUUGUGACUUCGUCUUAGACACAUUUUAAAACUUAAAGUUUCAAAUACUUAACUCUCUCACCAAAUAGAAUUAUCAUCUCUCACAAACCUAGAAGAUUGUUAAAACCUUAUGUGAUUGCAAUCUGGCUGACUGCCCGUGUGAUUGGCAUAUAAAAUUUUACAUAAAAAUGACCUGUUGCUGGUAUCAUAGCAAAAUUACAGCAAUGCCAACAGCUGCGUUGAAUAAUCCCGCAAGUUUAUUGCUGUACCCACUGUUAGUAUACCCGAUCAUAUUGCCAGUAGUCAACGGUAAACCUUUGCCAACACACUGCUUAGGGACAUCAGCAACCAACUCAAGUAUUCGAAUCCCUGUGCUCCCCGCUUAAAGGGUAAAUAUUGUGGCAAGGCGUUGGCGGACUGGCAGUGUGGCCGUGUAUACCUUAUAAUAUUGUUUAUUGGUAGAGUCGCUAGACUUCGAUUGUAGUUAAAUGUUCGUAAUUAACAAGUAUCCUCAAAUUGUGCUUUGUUCUUUCAAACUAUUUGAUGUUGCUUGACGUUAAAUAAUGUGAAACAUUGAAAAUAUUAGAGUCUAUUAUUUCAUUUUAAAUCGUGUUACUUUAUAACAUUUGUUUAGUUUAGACGAAAAUGUUGAAAUACAUAGUUUAGUAUGGUUCUACGAAAGUUUCUUGUACCUAUAUAAGUAUUUCAGAAUUUAUAUUAAAAUUGUAUCCCUCUUUAUGAUAAAUUGUCUUGUAAUCUUCUUAUAAAGGAACACUGAAAACUAAACUAUCAUAACUAAAGUAUUGUAUUACAAAUUAACAGUGAGAUUCUGGACACACAAUGUAAAAUUCAAGUUAGAUUGGUUUUAUAGUCAUAUUCUGUACGUAGGUUAUCAAUCUGAAAUUCUCUCAUAA
Molecule: messenger RNA, 6980 nt
Organism: Ostrinia furnacalis (Asian corn borer)
Lineage: Eukaryota; Metazoa; Arthropoda; Insecta; Lepidoptera; Crambidae
Gene: Syx1A
Product: Syntaxin 1A
Exons: 6
Coding region: 34-774 (246 amino acids)
Biological process (GO): exocytosis; intracellular protein transport; vesicle fusion
Cellular component (GO): endomembrane system; SNARE complex; plasma membrane
Molecular function (GO): SNAP receptor activity; SNARE binding
Source: RefSeq, a predicted model, not a curated record